Podarcis lilfordi (Lilford's wall lizard) is the source of this 1122-nucleotide messenger RNA. The record is from the annotation of a GenBank genome assembly. Lineage: Eukaryota; Metazoa; Chordata; Lepidosauria; Squamata; Lacertidae.
AUGGAACCUGCUCAGAUGGUGACUGGAUCAUCGAUGACUGAAACCUGGAGUGGAGAUUUUGAGUCAUCCGCUAUAGACAAUUAUGGUGACCUGGUGAAUUAUGAAAUUUGCCACCUGCAAGAACUGCCAUAUGCCUAUAUCUUUAUCCCCACCGUCUACUACAUUACUUUCCUCAUUGGUUUCUUCGGGAACCUCUUUGUGAUCCUGUUGAUGGCACGAAAGGAAGGCCGGAAGAGGCUCGUGGACACCUUUGUCCUCAACCUGGCCGUGGCUGACCUGGUCUUCGUAUGCACCCUGCCUUUCUGGGCUGUAUCAAAAGCCCUCGGUUACUGGUGCUUUGGCGAGGGGCUAUGCAAGUUGAGUAGCUACGCCAUCACUGUGAACCGUUGCUCUAGCAUCUUGUUCCUGAUGGGCAUGAGUGUGGAACGCUUCCUUGUGAUGACCAAGCAGUGGGAUUCCAGGACCAUCAGCACCAAGAAGAGCAUAGCUAUGAGCUGUGGUUGCAUCUGGGUGUUCUCCCUUCUGCUGGGGAUGCCAUCUCUAUUCUACAGAAAAUUGAACCCGGUGGAUGACAAGUAUUUGUGCCAUGACGAGCCCUCCCCCACCUUCAGCUUGAUUAUGCUCAUCUUGACCUUCCUCCUGCCUUUGGGAGUAAUCUUGUUCUGCUAUUGCUCUAUCUUCUCCAAGCUUCAAAGCCAUGUCCACCUAGGCAAGAGGAGAAACAAUGCCCUCAAGAUCAUCUUUGCCAUCGUUGGAGCAUUUAUCUUUUCUUGGCUGCCCUUCAACGUGUUAAAGGUAUUCUUCGUCUUCACCAUGGCCCAGGACAUCCAUCCCCGCUGCUCAGCAAUGAUGGCUCUCACGUGGGGGCUGACCAUCAGUGCUUGCCUGGCAUUCGCAAACAGCUGUGUUAACCCUAUCAUCUAUGUCUUUAUGGAUCAGCAAUUCCGACAGCAGGCCCUGAAGCAUUUCCCUGAUUUCUGCAGCAAAAGGGGAAAUGUGCAAAGUUCAGCCCUGUCCUUUUCAUCCACAGACACAAGCCUCCUAUUUGCCAGCAGGAAGAAGCCCACACCAGCAACAUCAGCUCGGGCAGGAGACCCAGAGAGCAAAGGGGUAGGUUUGUAA